AUGCUCGGCGACAUCAAGGAUCCACGACGGGACGAAGACGAUGAGCUUUCGAGCCAUUCGUCCAGCGCUAUGGGCCUGGAGGAUGGGGCUCGAAAAGAUUGGUCUCAGCCCACAGCACAGAGAUGCUGGCGAAGCAGGUUCAGUCUGAGUGGACGUGGGUCACGGCGGAAUGGAGAGUCAGAAAGCCAAAGAAGAGCAAGAAGAAGAGAGGGUUGGCGAUGGUUUGGAAUCGUGGCUAUCAUUCUGACGAUGCUUGGUGUUAUUGCUGGGGGGGUAUACAUGACCUUUGUAGCAAUACUACUACGGCGUCUCGCUCCUCGACCAGACCAUAGUGGUCUGCACUACAUCAUGGACACUUGGCAAGAACCGGACUCCAAUGGCGCCUUCAAGUAUGGGUGGAAAGACGACUUUAGCCGCGACAUUGAGCCCAAGAACUGCCACUCCCACAAUGACUACUGGCGUCACGUUCCCUUGUACGCAGCCCUCACAGCAGGCUGCGUUAGCUUCGAGGCGGAUAUCUGGUUGACUGAUGACGCCGAGCUGCUAGUCAGCCAUAACUGGAAGUCUACCAAGAAGACUCGGACCCUGAGGAGCCUUUACCUGGACCCACUGAUGAACAUUUUUGAAAACAGAAAUGUAACAGCAGCAAGCGAACCUAUUAAGGAUACGGGAGUCUUUGACAUGGACCCAGGCGCGUCCACUGUAUUGCUGAUAGACUUCAAAUCCGACGGUGCAGCAACGUGGCCAGUACUGCUUUCUCAACUCGCACCCUUUCGCGAGAAGAACUGGUUGACGUACUACGACGGCGAAACCCUUCACAAAGGGCCCCUUACCAUUGUCGGCACAGGGAACACGCCCUUCGACCUUGUCCAAGCCAACUCAACCAACCGUUACGUCUUCUUCGAUGCUCCUCUCGUCACCAUCUCCGACGCCAAAUACAACACUACAAACUCCUACUACGCGUCUAGCUCCCUCAAGGCCGCAGUAGGCAGCCUAUGGUUCAAGACUCUAUCGUCGUCCCAAAAUGAUCAGAUCAAAGUACAAGUAAAAGCAGCCCAGGACAAGGGACUGAGCAGCAGAUAUUGGGACACCCCCGGCUGGCCGAUUGGCAGGCGAGAUGAGGUGUGGAAGAAGUUGAUAGAUGCUGGGGUUGGAAUGCUGAAUGUCGACGACCUUGUCAGUGCAUCGAGGUGGAAUUGGGGCUGGUGUGUCGUUGCUGGUAUCGCGCUAUGCGGGAACAGUUGA
Messenger RNA from Pyrenophora tritici-repentis Pt-1C-BFP, 1245 nucleotides. RefSeq lists its product as uncharacterized. Gene Ontology annotation, biological process: lipid metabolic process. Gene Ontology annotation, molecular function: phosphoric diester hydrolase activity. The record is from RefSeq and is a predicted model, not a curated record. NCBI's taxonomy places the organism in Eukaryota, Fungi, Ascomycota, Dothideomycetes, Pleosporales, Pleosporaceae.